Messenger RNA from Asterias rubens (European starfish), 770 nucleotides. RefSeq names its product 60S ribosomal protein L11. Lineage: Eukaryota; Metazoa; Echinodermata; Asteroidea; Forcipulatida; Asteriidae. Gene Ontology annotation, molecular function: structural constituent of ribosome; RNA binding. The record is from RefSeq and is a predicted model, not a curated record. Gene Ontology annotation, biological process: translation. The transcript is spliced from 5 exons. Gene Ontology annotation, cellular component: ribosome; cytosolic large ribosomal subunit. Bases 43 to 588 code for a protein of 181 amino acids.
AUAAAUUUCCCAGCAUGCAACGCGUUCUUUUGCGCAGCCAACAUGGCGACUCAAGGUGAGGAGAAGAAGGAGAAGCAGAAUGUGAUGCGUGAGCUGCGCAUUCGCAAACUAUGCCUGAAUAUCUGCGUUGGUGAGAGCGGUGAUAGACUGACUAGAGCUGCUAAGGUUCUGGAACAACUGACUGGACAGACCCCUGUCUUCUCAAAAGCCCGUUACACCGUGAGAUCUUUCGGUAUCCGUAGGAAUGAGAAGAUUGCCGUUCAUUGCACCGUCAGAGGCUCCAAGGCUGAGGAGAUCCUAGAGAAGGGACUUAAGGUGCGUGAGUACGAGUUGAGGAAGGGCAAUUUCUCCCGUACCGGCAACUUUGGUUUUGGCAUCCAGGAACACAUUGAUCUUGGUAUCAAGUAUGACCCUAGCAUUGGUAUCUACGGUAUGGACUUCUACGUAGUGCUUGGACGACCAGGAUUCAACGUUAGACACAAGAGACGCAAGCAGGGACGUGUCGGAGCUAAGCACAGAGUCGACAAGGAAGAAGCCAUGAAGUGGUUCCAACAGAAGUACGAUGGUAUCCUUCUCCCAGGAAAGUAAACGCAUAACAUUGUCACCAUGAUCAAGGUAGCACACUGCUAGGUACCAGACUAGACCUACAUUCUUCAUCACACAGGAAGGGGACAUUUGUAUAAAACCAACCAUUAAUAAGUUAACAGUGUAAUGACUUCUGCUUCGAUUUGACAAUAAAUGCAACUUGUAGCCAGUUGACAGUCAACUCA